AUGGUCAAACAACAAUCAAAAGAAGAAAUAGCAUUACAAUUGAAAUCAGCAGUUUAUCUAAGUGUUGCUAAAAUAGUGGAGGCAAAACUAGAAGAUUUGAAUAAUGAUAAUGCUGCGACAACAACAACAGAAUCAAAUAACAAGAAUAAUAAUAAUAAUAUGUUAAUUGCAACUCCAACAUUUAUUGCACAAUUAGUUGAAUUGGUAUAUAAUCAAUUAAUUAAUUUAGGAGAAGAUUUAGAAUUGUUUUGUCAACAUGCCAAUCGAGAUAUUGUUGAACCAAGUGAUCUAUUUAUGGUGACAAGGAAAAACCCUACUUUGCAACAACAUUUGAAAGACUUGCUACGACAAUAA
This is a messenger RNA of Candida albicans SC5314, 354 nucleotides long. RefSeq lists its product as uncharacterized. The coding region runs from base 1 to 354 and encodes 117 amino acids. The transcript has a single exon. The record is from RefSeq and is a predicted model, not a curated record. Gene Ontology annotation, biological process: replication fork processing; resolution of meiotic recombination intermediates. Gene Ontology annotation, cellular component: FANCM-MHF complex; Fanconi anaemia nuclear complex. NCBI's taxonomy places the organism in Eukaryota, Fungi, Ascomycota, Pichiomycetes, Serinales, Debaryomycetaceae. Gene Ontology annotation, molecular function: protein heterodimerization activity; chromatin binding.